Molecule: messenger RNA, 3595 nt
Organism: Tachyglossus aculeatus (Australian echidna)
Lineage: Eukaryota; Metazoa; Chordata; Mammalia; Monotremata; Tachyglossidae
Gene: PPP6C
Product: protein phosphatase 6 catalytic subunit
Exons: 7
Coding region: 107-1024 (305 amino acids)
Biological process (GO): peptidyl-serine dephosphorylation; G1/S transition of mitotic cell cycle
Cellular component (GO): cytoplasm
Molecular function (GO): protein serine/threonine phosphatase activity
Source: RefSeq, a predicted model, not a curated record
GCCGCUUCCGCCGUCGCCUCAGCCGCCUCAGCCUCCGCCGCCGCCGCCUCCUCCGCCUCCGCCCCCUCCGCCCCCGCCUCCUCCGCCGCGGGUUGUUAUUCCCGAAAUGGCGCCCCUGGACCUGGAUAAGUAUGUGGAGAUCGCGCGGCUCUGCAAGUACCUGCCGGAAAACGACCUGAAGCGGUUAUGUGAUUACGUUUGUGACCUUCUGCUGGAGGAGUCAAAUGUUCAGCCCGUAUCUACACCAGUUACAGUCUGUGGAGACAUACAUGGACAGUUCUAUGACCUCUGUGAACUGUUCAGGACUGGAGGGCAGGUUCCCGACACAAACUACAUAUUUAUGGGUGAUUUUGUAGACAGAGGAUACUAUAGUCUGGAGACCUUCACUUACCUCCUUGCACUAAAGGCUAAAUGGCCUGAUCGUAUUACACUCUUACGAGGAAAUCAUGAGAGUAGACAGAUAACACAGGUGUAUGGAUUUUAUGAUGAGUGCCAAACCAAAUACGGAAAUGCUAACGCUUGGAGAUACUGUACCAAAGUCUUUGACAUGCUCACAGUAGCCGCUUUGAUAGACGAGCAGAUUCUGUGCGUGCAUGGCGGUCUGUCUCCAGAUAUCAAAACACUGGAUCAAAUUCGAACCAUCGAGCGGAAUCAGGAAAUUCCUCACAAAGGAGCGUUUUGCGACCUCGUUUGGUCCGAUCCCGAGGAUGUGGAUACUUGGGCGAUCAGUCCGCGGGGAGCAGGUUGGCUUUUUGGAGCGAAGGUCACGAAUGAGUUCGUUCACAUCAACAAUUUAAAACUCAUCUGCCGAGCACAUCAGUUAGUCCACGAAGGUUAUAAAUUUAUGUUUGAUGAGAAGCUGGUGACGGUAUGGUCUGCUCCCAAUUACUGCUACCGUUGUGGGAAUAUUGCGUCAAUCAUGGUCUUCAAAGAUGUAAAUACAAGAGAACCAAAGUUAUUCCGGGCAGUUCCAGAUUCAGAACGUGUAAUUCCUCCUAGAACAACUACGCCGUAUUUCCUUUGAGGCCUUCACCCAUCCCGCUGACCCUUUUCCCUGUCCUCUUUUCCCCCCGAUUUCCUUGUAUUACCCCUUAACAGUAUACUUUUUAUUGAGCACUUUGCUGCUGAAAUGCUGCCUCUUGCCUUUUUUUUUUAAUUUUAAAUUAUCUAAAUUUAUUGUGUAUUAUGGUGUCGAAAGCAAUGUUUCCAUUGAUCUCCUCCCCGUUCCGUCCCCACCUUGGACUCGUUUAAGAAGAUUUGGGACUCGUCUUAACACUCACUGCUGCAUGUAGCUCUUGCUUAUUAGUCACUGAGGGAAGACGGGACGUUUUUCCUUUUUCAGAAAGCCAAUUAAAGGUCCGACUACACCGAAAUACUCAAUUUUUUUUUUUUUCGCCUCAUUCAGCCGUUUGAUUUACUUGGGUAAGUUUUAAGAAAUUUCAGCAGCAAAGUAGUUUUUCCAGUGGGCACGAUGGACUGUAAAUGCCUUUGCGUGGUGUGCACCCGUCCCAGCUGUAAACUUCAUUGUCCUCUGUUGGAUGAUAUUUUAAGUGGCUAUAAAAUAAAUUGGUCUAAAGGGCUGCCCUCUUUGUUGUUUUUUUAAACUCAGAUUGGAAUGCAAAAACCGCUACAGCUCAUGACUUUGUACAUUAAGAUGAUUGUACUGAUCUUUUACAGAUUCCUUGUAUUUUUUAAUAAAGUACUCUUAAAUAAAAUCCAUAUAGGUUAAAUAUCGGAAGUGAACCCUACAACAGUAGCUUAAAGGUAGUCUAUCUCCUCUUUCUCCCCCACCCCAAAACCGUUAAGAAUUGCUUGACCCUUUGGGUAGCAAGUUUAGAACGUGAAUUGAAAUUCAAUAGUAUUUAUAUAUGGAAAAAAAUCACUAAACUGUGCCUAAAGAACAUAACUGCCAUAAUAGUAUUUUGGUUUAGAUCUUCUAUAGUCGUAUCGCAACACUGAAUUCUUGUACUGCUAGAGGCAAUUUGAUAUCAUUCGAAGCGGGAUGUGGAGACCAUCCCGUUUCUGGCAAGAUCUGUAUUCCGCCAGGGAUCGUUACGCUUCACUUACUGGAACACUUUGACCUUGACCUUCAGGGAGAGUUUAUUUUUGAACGUCACUGGAAAAGUGAAAAUGUAAGACUUGUUCAUGCGAAAUUCCACCCCUGUAAGAUUAAAAAUUCAGAGAGGGUCAUACCUUUCUGUUAACUUCUGUGUGCUUUUGUGCAAGUAGUGACAACACCCAGAGGGUUACGAGGAAUUCUUAAUUCGCAACGGUCCGUGUAGCGAGGGCAGGCGUCUCAGUGGCGUGAAAGUCAGAGCUGGGGUCGUAAAUAACGCUGGGAGUUACCAUUUUGCGAAAUAUCUGGUAUCCCUUCACCUGCCGCAGUUCGUUUUUAUCAUUCCAGGAAUUUUCUUGCAAAGCCAGUCGAUAAUGAAGCACUUUAGCAUCUGUUUCAGGUAGUUUUGAAAAGCAACCUUUUCCCCACUAGGAAAAAUAACUUCCAGGUCACCCUGAAAUGCAAUAAAAAUUAUAGCAGCUAAAGCUCUUUGACAUUGUUUUUCAUUUUUAUUUUUUGUGUGUUUGUGUGCGUGUGGGGGUGUAAGUGAAGAGCUCAAUACCAGCUUGAUUUGAUUUGUUUUUUUUUAAAAAGUGUCUUCACUAGUUGGCAGAUCUGUGUUUUUCCCCUCACCCAUUUCUGCCCUAACAGUUUCCUUGUGUGGUUUUUGGUUAUCUGAAACAGAGGAGUGGCGCAGACCCCUUCUGUACUCACUUGAACUAAUAAUUUUGGGUCAGUAGCUUAAUCUCAGUGACCUGACCCCAGUUUUAAUUCAGGGGGAAAAAGGUAUCUUUGUGUUACAGGAUUCUGUGUAGCUGUGCAUUGUACUAAUUAAUUGUGGAACACUGGAAAUUGUUGCUCGUUUGGAAUGUGAUGCAAAUAACUUGUUAAUUUUGAACAUCUUGCAGCAUUUUUUCCGUUACCAUAAGUUGUAUUUAAUUGUUUGCUCGUUACUGCUUUUAAAUUGUACCAAUAAAAGAAUAAUACGUAGCAGCCUCCCCUCCCCUUUGACACCCUGGAGCCUGUACUGAUGUCGUUGUUUUAAUUCUUCCUCUAAUGUGAUUUUUUUUUUUCUCUGGUACUGAAUUUGUUUCACCGGUGGGGAAUGUGUGAAUGAUGAAAUUUCCACCUAAUCUACAGCCGACGGUCCGACACACAAACGUGCGGAAUUGCUUUUGAAAAAGAUGGUCAUCCUUCAGGACUGGGAAAAGGCCGUUUUCUAAUGUACCAACUUCUGAGGAAUGGAAAUAUGAAUGUAUUGGGCUCUGUCUGUCAAUUUAACUGGGGAUAUUGGUUUGGAAUCUGAUUUUUGAAAAAGGGACUGUACACAGUGGAUAAAAUAAAUCCCGGGAGGUGGGAGAGAGAAUUGGAGUUCAAGGAAUAGUCUGAACAGGUUGGGAGGGGGGUUGACAGCUGUUUCUCCCUGUAUAUAGUCUGUCCGGGAAAUCACUUGUGCUGUAUUCAUGGGGAUGAUGAUUACUACUUUUUAUUUACCUAGAGCAAACUUGGUUUCUAAUAAAAUAUCUUAGGCUGUAGUGA